Molecule: messenger RNA, 1497 nt
Organism: Serendipita indica DSM 11827
Lineage: Eukaryota; Fungi; Basidiomycota; Agaricomycetes; Sebacinales; Serendipitaceae
Source: the annotation of a GenBank genome assembly
AUGCCUGUAAAUGACCGUCCACGACGUAAGGCCGCAAGAAAGAGUCGCGAAAAAACCAGCAACCUCUUUGCGAAAGCCAGAUUUCGACGCCCCAAACCCAAUGCAGUCAAUGUAUUGCCUGAAGAGCUCUUCGUGUACAUCUUUCAGGACGUCUGUGGCCUCGAGGGCGCGAUCGUCGUGGACCCGUUUGCAUCUGCCCUUGUCCUCGCGAGUGUCUGUCGUCUAUGGCGACAUAUUGCACUUCGAGUACCCAAAAUCUGGAUUUACAUCCACUUGAGGCUUGGUUGGGACAAGGAAAGGUUGACAGAGUUUUGGACGACGCUUCGACCGAGGGCGGGUUUGGUCCCCAUCGUGUUGGUCGUACACGACGACGAUCGUCGAGUCGAGGAUCGGGAGAUGGUAGAAUGUAUCAGUGAAUGGAUGAAGGAUGAGACGCUCUCCAUCCACCUCGUCUCGAUCCUAGUUUCGAAAGCGGCAGUAAAGCCCCUUCCUCUUCCAUUGUAUCUCUCGGCAUUUACGCGACCCGUGGAUGCAGUACGCAUUCAUACUCUACCCAAAAAAGGUCGUUUCCAGUUCGAAGACAUUUGGGGUCUUCCGACGCUGCGCGAGAUACAAAGCACGGUAGAUCUAAUCGAAAUGAUCAACAACCUUCCUCCAACACAGGAGUUCACUGUCGAGGGUCUCCGUUUAGCUGCCGAGGUGGAGCUCGGACCCCACACGCCUCUUGAAAGUCUCGAGGUAUUUUCGAUCCGGUGCACAAUCGAUAACAAUGGUCCAUUCGCACUUUUAUUCGAACGUCCAGUGGAACUCCCACUUCGUUCGAUCCUGGCACGCUGCAAGAAGUUGCAUUCCUUGGAGUUGGAUGGAUAUAUUAGCCCACACGCCGAAGAAGUCGAAGCACGACUCGACUCUCUGGAGAUUCUCCAGCUCUCUGAUUUUGAUCUAGUCCCCGACAUCACUGGACUCAAUUAUUCAGUCAACUUUCCGAGUUUGAAAAAUCUUUCAAUCCAAAAUCCAGGUGAUUGGGACACCCUUCGAAUCUUUCUCGAAGCCAACCCAUCCAUCACAUGCCUGACUGCGCCGUGGUUCUCAGACAUGUCCUUCAUUUGUCGGGGCCUUCCUGGUUUGGAGGAGUGGGAGGUCGAGGACCCGGAGCAACUGGAAAUGCUCUAUACAGGCGAAGACGAUGGACGGACGUGGAAGGUUCCACACCUACGCUCGCUUUCGCUCUCCUUUAUCGAUGUGCCCGUCCAGCUCGAGGAUCUAAAGCAGCUCAUUCAUACCCGUAUGUGGAGAAGGAAUAUACCCGAAUCAGUAGCUACACUCCAGAUGCUUACGGUUCAGGUGGCGCGUCCUCCAAACUCGUUGAUCAACAUUGAAGCCCUGUUCAAGACGGACAUUCAGGAGUUUGCCGUGGUCAACAUGGAUCACCCCACCUUCAUAGAGUUCUUCUGGUCUUCGAAUGAUCGACCGGCCUUGAACUCUUGGGAGAGCUAG